Asparagus officinalis (garden asparagus) is the source of this 1007-nucleotide messenger RNA. Its product is annotated as ribosomal RNA-processing protein 8. The record is from RefSeq and is a predicted model, not a curated record. The transcript has 9 exons. NCBI's taxonomy places the organism in Eukaryota, Viridiplantae, Streptophyta, Magnoliopsida, Asparagales, Asparagaceae. Gene Ontology annotation, cellular component: nucleolus. Gene Ontology annotation, molecular function: methyltransferase activity. The coding region runs from base 145 to 804 and encodes 219 amino acids.
GAGGAGGGGGCAGCAGCGGAUAGAACCACGAACCCUAAUAAAAACCCCAAACGCAGAAAGUUCCAAGAACCUUCCUCCUCCUCCUCCUCCGCUGCUUCCGCUGCUUCCAAAUCCACUAACAAGCCUUCAACCUUCCUCGAUAAGAUGCGAGUGAGGUUGUCCGGUGGCCAUUUCAGAAUGUUAAAUGAGAAGCUCUACACUUGCAGCGGAAAGGAUGCAUUCAACUUAUUCAAGGACGAUCCUCAACUAUUUGAUGUGUAUCACGCAGGUUAUCAAGAGCAAAUGUCACGCUGGCCAGAGCAACCAGUCAAUAUUAUCAUUAAAUGGCUGAAGAGCCGCAAUUCUUCUUUGGUGGUAGCUGAUUUUGGCUGUGGGAAUGCACACCUUGCAAGAAAUGUCAAAAAUAAAGUAUACUCUAUGGAUCUUGUCUCAAAUGAUCCAUCAGUUAUUGCCUGCGAUAUGUCUCAUACACCUUUGGACUCUGGUUCAGUGGAUGUUGCUGUCUUUUGUCUUUCACUAAUGGGCACAAACUUCCCUAGCUACUUGCAGGAAGCAAGCAGGGUUCUUAAGCCAUGUGGCUGGUUAUUGAUAGCUGAAGUAAGAAGCAGGUUUGAUCCGAACAAUGGAGGAGCUGAUCCUGAGAAAUUUACCAUAGCUGUCAAGAAUCUUGGCUUUAGCUUGGUUUCUAAGGACUUUACAAACAAAAUGUUUGUUCUUUUCUACUUUAAGAAAAAGGAAGCGGCUUCAAAAGUGAAGAACAUUGAAUGGCCGGAGUUGAAACCUUGUAUAUAUAAACGUCGAUGAGCUUGGGACUUCGGAAGGUGACAUUUUUGCAUAGAGUGUGUCGCUAAUGACAUGUAACAUUUGGCAUUGCGGUUGAGUUAUAAUGAUGGCUGUAUCUUGUUCAGAAUCCUAGAGGCAAAAUUUAUUUGAAACAUUUAUUUUUAUAUGCAAGGAGUGAAGCAUCUUUAGUGCACUGUACAGGAUGCUUUUACUUUUGUUUACUA